CACUGCGAUGGGGCACGUUGAGAGCGCAUUGGAACGUCUCAUUGCUCCGAAGGACAUUACUCUGAAGGUCGGCGCUCAGGUAAUGCUGAUCAGAGUCGGUAGAAUUUCUAGGAUCAAGGAGCUUGACUGAUAAUAAUGCAUCAGAACCUCGUCCAAGGAGUUCUGGUGAAUGGGACUAGGGGAAGAAUUGAAGAGUUCAUCACGGAGGAAGAAGCGGAGACUCGUUCCAUCAAGAGCGCUCGUCUACCACCACCACCACCACCACCACCGCCUUCACCGACGCCCUCAGCGGAAGAGGUGGAUUAUACACCGCCGAAUCGGAAACCACAUAUCGUACUGCGCCAUGGAUCAUUCGACGCCUUAGAUGGUCUGUGGCCUUUGGUCAAAUUUGAGACGGGCGAUAUGUUGUUGUGUGAUGAUUGCAGCUUUGAUGUCAAGAAUACGGAGGGCAAGACGGAAGCUGUGCGGGAUCAGGUAAGCCAUAUAUUGAGUUUCAAUCUGUCUUACUCAUGAGGGCAUGUGUAAGGUACCUCUGAUCUUGGCAUGGGCACUGAGCGUACAUAAAUCCCAGGGUCAAACGUUGCAGCGCGUACGAGUCAAUCUAGGGCGUGCGUUUGAGGAUGGUCAAGGUCUGUUCCACUACUUCCACACGUUUCGGUCCUGACAGUUGUACACCCCCAGCAU
Messenger RNA from Rhodofomes roseus, 684 nucleotides. RefSeq lists its product as uncharacterized. The coding region runs from base 136 to 513 and encodes 125 amino acids. Lineage: Eukaryota; Fungi; Basidiomycota; Agaricomycetes; Polyporales; Fomitopsidaceae. The transcript has 2 exons. The record is from RefSeq and is a predicted model, not a curated record.